Daldinia vernicosa is the source of this 432-nucleotide messenger RNA. RefSeq lists its product as uncharacterized. The record is from RefSeq and is a predicted model, not a curated record. Bases 1 to 432 code for a protein of 143 amino acids. The transcript has a single exon. NCBI's taxonomy places the organism in Eukaryota, Fungi, Ascomycota, Sordariomycetes, Xylariales, Hypoxylaceae.
AUGUGCCGCAACACUCACCACGCAAACCGAGCCAGACACCCACCACUCCAAGUCAUCUUUGUCCUAACGGCGGCCCCGGGAGAACUACACAGCUUAAACCAGGGCGGCCUUUUCCUCACCGUAGCCGAAGACACCAACGACAGCACUACAACCGGCGGACGCUGCAAUUGUCCCGGGAAUCGCAAACGGAAGAGCCUAGUCGCAAGCCUAACGGAGCUUCUCAGCCGGCCCUGGGCCGUUCGGGAGUGCCGAGUCGUGACGAACGAGUGGGACUUGUUUAAUAUUAUGACUCCGGGAGUACAGUUGAACCUACCACACCCGACGGUAUGCCAGCAUGGAAACGCGGCGCCGUUUACUACUACGUCUCGGAGAUAUAGCAGAGAGGGGGAGGUCGUCGAGUUGGAGGGGAAUCAUACUUAUGAACGUAAUUGA